Molecule: messenger RNA, 207 nt
Organism: Neospora caninum
Lineage: Eukaryota; Apicomplexa; Conoidasida; Eucoccidiorida; Sarcocystidae
Product: 40s ribosomal protein S28, related
Exons: 1
Coding region: 1-207 (68 amino acids)
Biological process (GO): maturation of SSU-rRNA; ribosomal small subunit assembly; translation
Cellular component (GO): cytosolic small ribosomal subunit; ribosome
Molecular function (GO): structural constituent of ribosome
Source: RefSeq, a predicted model, not a curated record
AUGGAGCAGCCGAAGCUUGCGAAGGUCGAGAAGGUGUUGGGGAGGACUGGCAGUCGCGGCGGGGUUAUCCAAGUGCGCGUCACCUUCAUGGCUGACGAAACCGACCUCGCUGGGCGUUCUUUGAUUCGCAAUGUGAAGGGACCGGUCAGAGAAGGCGACAUCUUGGCGCUUCUGGAAACGGAGCGUGAGGCUCGACGCCUGAGAUAA